Molecule: messenger RNA, 974 nt
Organism: Candidula unifasciata
Lineage: Eukaryota; Metazoa; Mollusca; Gastropoda; Stylommatophora; Geomitridae
Source: the annotation of a GenBank genome assembly
AUAAAACGAUCAAGUUGGGGGAAAGGGCUAAAAGCAAAAAACCCCUGAAGGCUAAACCCAAAGGGGAAAAAGGGUCGCCCACGAAAGGAUUUCAUGACACGCUUGGGGGUACCCAUAUUUACCCAAAUGGAUUGAUGGUGGAAGCAAGUCCCAAAGUGUGUUUCAAAUGUCUUAAUAUCACAAAAACUCUGAUCAGUAAACAGUAUUGCAAAACAUAUUUAUCGCAGAAUUUCGUUUUAAAACUUUGGAACCUGGAAAAUUACAGAAAAGACAUUGUUGACAUCAAACCAGCUAACAUGGAAGAGCUGACAGAGGUCAUCACAGCUGCAGAGUUCCACCCCAAGGAGUGCAGCAUGUUUGUAUACAGUAGUAGUAAGGGAAGCAUCAGACUCUGUGACAUGAGGGAAAGGGCCCUUUGUGAUAAACAUGCCAAAUUGUUUGAGGAGCCAGAAGAUCCAACAAACAGGAGCUUCUUCUCAGAGAUAAUAUCCAGUAUAUCAGACGUCAAAUUUAGCCACAAUGGUCGGUACAUGCUCACUAGGGACUACUUGUCAGUGAAAGUGUGGGACUUAAACAUGGAGACCAAACCUGUGGAGACCUACCAUGUCCACGAGUACCUUAGAAACAAAUUGUGUUCCCUGUACGAGAAUGACUGCAUAUUCGACAAGUUUGAGUGCUCUUGGAGUGGAGAUGACAAGCAUAUAAUGACAGGCUCAUAUAACAACUUCUUUAGAAUGUUUGAGAGGGACACCAAGAGAGACUCCACCUUGGAGGCCUGUCGAGAAAUAACCAAGCCACGAACUGUUUUAAAACCAAGAAAAGUUUCCACAGGAGGCAAAAGAAAGAAGGAUGAAAUUAGUGUUGAUUGUUUGGAUUUCAAUAAGAAGAUUCUUCAUACAGCCUGGCAUCCUUUGGAGAACAUCGUUGCAAUAGCUGCCACAAACAAUUUAUAUGUGUUCUCCAGUAAAGAUUAA